AUGCACAGCAGCCCUUUGAGCGAUAGCGCUAAAACGUCUGAACCCAUAACAUCCUUAAACUCCAAACCGAAGAGCAGAGAUGAGCUGAGAACCGAUCUGCACCUCGCCUCAACUCCGGACCGUCAGACACCAGGCAGGGAAGACGACUCGGAGAACCCGGAGAGGAUCCGUGCGGUUCCGAUCCACCAGCGUCCGGACUUGCUGGUUCCCUGCGCAGACCUGGUCAACUCGGAGUGGCAGAGGAGCCAGGCCGCCCGGGUCCACUCCCUCCAGAAAUCCUGCUCCGAGUUUCCCGUCUGUCUGGUGCUGCUGCAGGGCCACGCAGGGUCAGAGACGCUCAUCGGCCACGCCCGGCUUUCCCGCGUCGUGGGCCACGGCGGCAGCCUGUUCGUGGAGUCGGUCGUCGUGUCCAGGGCCGAACGGGGGAAAGGCUACGGCCGGACGCUCAUGGAGGAGGCCGAGUGCUACGCCAAACGCAGAGGCUUCAGGCGGCUGCACCUGACCACCCACGAUAAGCAACACUUCUACGCCCAUCUGGGCUACGUGCUGUCCACGCCGGUGCAGAGCUCGGGCGCCGUGAUGGCGCUCGUUCCCGCUAACAUGCUCCUGAGACUCUCCAAACUUCCUGACGAAGAGUCUGGAGGGCAUCUUGUAGUUCAGACUUUGACUGAAACGCCCUACAGAGAUGCAAAAGGAACCCCCAUCUUUUGGAUGCAUAAGGACAUUUGA
Cololabis saira (Pacific saury) is the source of this 729-nucleotide messenger RNA. RefSeq names its product N-alpha-acetyltransferase 80. The record is from RefSeq and is a predicted model, not a curated record. Gene Ontology annotation, molecular function: N-acetyltransferase activity; acetyl-CoA binding. Gene Ontology annotation, cellular component: cytoplasm. Bases 1 to 729 code for a protein of 242 amino acids. Lineage: Eukaryota; Metazoa; Chordata; Actinopteri; Beloniformes; Belonidae. The transcript is spliced from 3 exons. Gene Ontology annotation, biological process: protein acetylation.